AUGCGUUUCUUUCUAUUGAUUGCGGUGCUGACAACGUUUUUGGCCACUGCCUGGUCCAUAAAAUGCUAUCAAUGCGACUCGAUGACCCAGCCCCAGUGCAAUGAAUAUUUCUCACCCAAGGGUAUUGAACAGAGUGAAUGUGAUGCCGACGAUAUGCCAGCCUAUUUGACAAAAUAUGGUCAACGUUUUGAGGCGACAGGUUGUUUGACAAAAAUACAUGAAGGAAUUGAAGGCCAUCGCUAUUUUAUACGCCGUGCCUGCUAUUUUGGUGACUUGGAAAAUACCCGAGAAGCGUGUGAAACCGAUGAUCCCUAUUUACCUUAUGCCGAUUUGCUCGAUUGCCAGGUAUGCAGUGAAGAUCUGUGCAACACCGAUGUUGGCCAGCAGAGUAAGCCAACGUGGUAUACAAUUGCAGCAUUCGUAAUUGCAUUGAUUUUUGCCCGUAUGUGGUAA
Musca vetustissima is the source of this 453-nucleotide messenger RNA. RefSeq lists its product as uncharacterized. Gene Ontology annotation, biological process: positive regulation of voltage-gated potassium channel activity; sleep; regulation of synaptic transmission, cholinergic. Bases 1 to 453 code for a protein of 150 amino acids. The record is from RefSeq and is a predicted model, not a curated record. Lineage: Eukaryota; Metazoa; Arthropoda; Insecta; Diptera; Muscidae. The transcript is spliced from 3 exons.